Messenger RNA from Fusarium fujikuroi IMI 58289, 666 nucleotides. RefSeq lists its product as uncharacterized. The transcript is spliced from 2 exons. NCBI's taxonomy places the organism in Eukaryota, Fungi, Ascomycota, Sordariomycetes, Hypocreales, Nectriaceae. Bases 1 to 666 code for a protein of 221 amino acids. The record is from RefSeq and is a predicted model, not a curated record.
AUGGUAACUCUCAAACGUGGGAUGUCCUAUGAGCUUCUCGCCAAAACUCCCGGGCUAUCAUUCCCCUCACCAACCACACCAGUCUCGUUAUCAAGAAUCUGUGCAGAAGUCUUUGGUGGCUCAGAUCCACUACAGAAAAUGACCAAAGCGGAGGUAGAAGACAACAUCUGCGAGUUCUUGACCGAAUGCGACAACCACUUCCACAGCCUCACCAUUUGCCCCAUACACCAUCCCUUGGCGUCAGCAUGUGUAUGCCAGGAAAAGAUGAACUACAAGCACAUUGCCAGCAGCCUCGAGAAAUCUUGGGCAAGACCUAUUGAUCCCGGUCACGUCAAAGCCAUAGUCGAAGCAACCUUGAGCGCUCGAAUCGAGGUCAUCAACGAGAAUAAUGGUAUCAAGAACGAUAUAAAGGGGGCUAAAAGCCUCAUCCUCCUCAACGUUCAUAUCCUCCUUUGCAUAUUCGCGGAGUUCAAGCACAGCCACGAUUGCAGUCUUGUGAAUAGUCUUGUUUGGACCAUCACUGGUGCUAUCGACCAGAAACAAGAAGCUCAAGAGAGGAAAAAAACGCUUCUCAGGCAACGAAAGGCUAAGAACGACAAGUCUGUCUCGGGCGCUGGAGAUCCUUCAGCGGCAGAUACGGCUGUCGCUGAGGAAAGGAAACAAUGA